UCUUUUCUGCCGCUCCUCCUGCCGCGGCUGCAGAAUUCCCCCUCAUCUCCAUCCAGGACCAUAACCGGAGAGAUGAACCACGUCCUGCUGGAAGCGCUGCUCUUCAAGAUGAGCAUCCUUUUGCUUUCGCAAGGGCUGCUGGUUCGAGGUGCAGAUUUCAGUCAGCCAGCUGACAAUUACACAGUUUGCCAAGGGGACAACGCAACGCUAAGCUGCUACAUAGACCAGCAGGUGACGCGUGUGGCUUGGCUGAACCGUUCCAACAUCUUGUAUGCUGGCAACGACAAAUGGUCCAUCGACCUGCGAGUGCAGCUACUACAGUACAGCCCCUCUGAGUUCAGCAUCAUGAUCAGCCACGUCGAUGUGUACGAUGAAGGGCUCUACACAUGUUCAUUCCAGACCCAGGACAAGCCUCACACCUCGCAGGUGUACCUCAUCGUACAUGUUCCAGCUCGGAUCGUGAACAUUUCCGCAGCCGUGACGGUGAAUGAAGGAAGCAAUGUGAAUUUGCUCUGCCUGGCAGUGGGAAAACCGGAACCGACGGUAAUUUGGCGACAGCUGAAAGAUGGAUUCACCAGUGAAGGAGAAUAUCUGGAAAUAUCAGAGAUCAACCGAGAACAAGCUGGGGAAUAUGAGUGCGUCACGGCAAACGGGGUCUCAACACCAGACAGCAAACACGUCCUUAUCACAGUCAAUUAUCCUCCAAUCAUCACGGAUGUCAAGGAUUCCCGCCCCUUGAUAGGAAAGACAGCCCUCUUGCGCUGUGAAGCCAUGGCUGUGCCCGCUGCGGAAUUUCAGUGGUUCAAAGAUGACAAGCAAUUAAUUAGUGGCUCGGAUGGACUGCAGAUCCAGAAUGAACGCACACGCUCCAUAUUGCUCUUCACAAAUGUUACCGUUCGACAUUACGGAAAUUACACCUGCCUGGCUUCUAACAGCUUGGGCUCCUACAAUGUCAGCUUACGGCUUAUCAGACCGGGUUCUCUGGACAAUGUAGCGGUGGUCAGCACAGAACCUCCUGUCCUUUUGGGUUUGCUGUCAUCUCUUUUUGUGACUCUGUUGUUUAAGAUUUAGGGCGCCUGGGAAACGAUGCAGAACAAAGAAAUGGAAACAGGUGAAAGGGAAAGAAUCCAAGAGAGGGGGAGAAAGAGAGAGGAAGAUAUCUCUACUUUCUGGAGAAAAAAAAAAUGAAGAAAGAAAGAGGGAGAGAGAGAGAGAGAAAUGAAAUUUAUCAAGAACCCAUCACUGUGAGGGAUAGAAGAAAACAAACAAACAAAAACAACAACAAAAAUAUGCAUUUGUUUCUACCGCCAUUUCUCUUCACACUUCAUCUCAGAUACUUUCGGUUGAACUACUUGUGGUUUAACACAACUGCAAAGACGCAGGGCUCUAACAGUGGAUGGCAACGCAACAGUCCCCCCUUCUCCUCAAGCUCUGCGGUUUUAAUAGAGAGAUCUCCUCCUCUUCCUUGGGCCAGUUGGCCUUCUGAAUGCACGGAACCUGGAACGUUGAUUCCGCAAAGGGUUGUUUGAUUGUUAUCGCUAUUAUUAUGAUUAUUAAUUUUCUUUGGAGUUGUUGUUGGGUUUGUUUUGGGGGUUGUUGUUUUUUUAUCUCUCUCUCUUUUUUUCUGGUGGACAUUUCUCACCAGGAGGUUCCUUUUUUUUUUUUUUUUUGGUUAUUUACUAGAUUGAGAAUCUUGACGUUCAUUUAACCAGGUUAUUUCAGGGGGUGUGGGCCAGUUUAGCAGCCAAGGACCAGGCAGAGACUCAAUAAUUUUGGUUAGGUCUGGUAGCCUGGGCUUCCAAGCUGCCCUUGUCGGCCUCCUCCCGAGAAACAUUGGCAUCAAGUUCAACUCACCGCAUGAAAGUGGUCCAACGUUCUGCACUUGGGCUGCAUCUCCACUGACCUGCAAGAUCGUCUUUGCUGCCAUCCCAGCGUCUUUGGAAGAAGGAUGAAAGAAAUCUGCAUUUUUCAGGCAUGGUAUUUAAGCUAUCGGGGUAAGAAUGACUUCUGCCAAUGAUUGCUAGAGGUAACUUUCUGUUGUCCAGAGACAAAGACUAAAAAAAAAAAAAAAGGAACAAAUGGUCUGGCUCUUUGAUCAUCCUGGAAAUUUCCUUGCUUUUUAAACUUUGGGGGAGGGGGUAUAUUAUUCGCUGGAAAACCGUGGCUUGGGACAUCUGCCAGCUGUUUAAUUCGCUUCUGUUUUCCUUUCUUUUCCUUUGCACUUUUCACAAAACCUUUUCCCUACUCCCGGCCAAGUCAUGUCGCGCCUUUACACAAUUGGCUGACUUAGCGGCUUCUCUCUCUCUCUCUCGGUGGUCAAUUUCUUCACAAAACAACCAUGCCCUGAAAGGUUUUCCGUACCUCUGUCUCUGUUCUGAUUUUUUUUUUAAUUUUAUUUUCAUGUCCAUGUGAGAAACGCUGGGUUUUUUGUUUUGUUUUUUGUUUUGUCGAUUGCACUUUGGGAUACGGGAUCACAGGUGUGCUUAUUCAGUUAACUUCUGCAUUUUUCAAACAACUGGGUGUGUGCGGUUGAAAGCUUAGAAAUCAGUAUCUAGAGAUAGCAUUCAAAACUUUGAAAUGCUCAUCAUCCCCCAAAUGGCAAAGAUAAACUUAAGAGGAUGUCAACCGAUCUUCUGUUAACAUAACAAACCCAAACUCCUUUCUUAUUCAGGGUAGGUUACUUAUCAUGGUAGGUUUCUAAAGUUACACCAUUAAGGUGGAUAAUGGCUGUAUUCACACCCGUCUCUUUAACCACUUUAUUGAAUUUAUGCAUUUUCUGAUAUUGCACAAUAUAUAUUAAAUCCUAAACACAGCCAAAUGGCCUGGUUUCAUGCAAGAUCUAAAAGAUAUAGCCAGGGCUGAAACUCGCUAAGCUGCGUGAAUGUAGGCAAUAAGUCCUUAUCAAACUUGGUUAAAUAUGUCAUCGUGUGAAUACAGCUAACAUGUUGCCUUCCUUAAGAGAAGAUGGUUGGAAGUGGAAGAUAUCUAUGUGUGGCAAAUGUGCUUAUCCUGCUUUAGCUUCUGGAUAUAAUUUGACAGGUUUCUGCCUUUAAGAGAUUGAAAAUUCCAGGUAACAGAAGACAAACGGUUGCUGCUAAAAACUAGAGUAAGAUGCAUGAGACAAGGUCUGUCAAGCAAAGAUGGAAUUUCUUCCGUAAAUCUUUUUAAUAUUAUUUUCCUCUGGCUCCGUUCACACAACAUAGGUAGCCUAGUUAUAGCAUGUAUCCAUUUUCUGGGUUUACACUGCAAGUGAGCCAAGUGGACUGGGUUCACACAAUGGGCCAGAUCAUUUAUUCAAAAAAAACAACAACCAACAAACCACUAAAAUCCAAGAUUAAAAGUUACCAAAGUUGCAAUGUUGUGUGAAUACUGUCCACUAGAAGUGUCAAACUGAGCUAGCUUUGAGUGUUGGGUGGAGCCAGGCACGAAACUCUCGUGCUAAAUUUCUCUCGGUCUGUAGAAAGGAAUUGCUCAUCUCCAGGUGGAAAGAAGACGAGGUAGAAAAAUUCCUACCACAAGUAUGAAGCUCUGAGA
Ahaetulla prasina is the source of this 3534-nucleotide messenger RNA. It is a transcript of the gene IGLON5, whose product is annotated as IgLON family member 5. The transcript has 8 exons. NCBI's taxonomy places the organism in Eukaryota, Metazoa, Chordata, Lepidosauria, Squamata, Colubridae. The record is from RefSeq and is a predicted model, not a curated record. The coding region runs from base 73 to 1071 and encodes 332 amino acids.